Molecule: messenger RNA, 978 nt
Organism: Nymphaea colorata (pocket water lily)
Lineage: Eukaryota; Viridiplantae; Streptophyta; Magnoliopsida; Nymphaeales; Nymphaeaceae
Product: 40S ribosomal protein S8
Exons: 5
Coding region: 113-775 (220 amino acids)
Biological process (GO): translation; maturation of SSU-rRNA from tricistronic rRNA transcript (SSU-rRNA, 5.8S rRNA, LSU-rRNA)
Cellular component (GO): ribosome; cytosolic small ribosomal subunit
Molecular function (GO): structural constituent of ribosome
Source: RefSeq, a predicted model, not a curated record
CCGCCUGUCCCUUCUUCUCUUUGUUUUUUUUUUUAUCAGAGAGAGUCUUUGGGAGGAGCAAGCCGGGGAGCAAGGGGGGUGAGGGAGAGAAGAGAGAGAGAGCUUCGUCAAGAUGGGUAUCUCUCGGGACUCUAUGCACAAGAGGCGCGCCACGGGAGGGAAGAAGAAGGCUUGGAGGAAGAAGAGAAAGUAUGAGCUCGGACGGCAGCCGGCGAUGACGAAGCUUUCGAGCAAUAAGACGGUGAGGAGGGUUAGGGUGCGAGGCGGGAACGUGAAGUGGAGGGCUCUGCGUCUCGAUUCCGGAAACUACUCUUGGGGCAGCGAGGCGAUCACUCGCAAGACACGUAUACUCGAAGUUGUUUACAACGCGUCGAACAACGAGCUCGUGAGGACGCAGACGCUUGUGAAGAGCGCAAUCGUGCAGGUCGAUGCGGCGCCGUUCAAGCAGUGGUACCUCCAGCACUAUGGCAUCGAUAUCGGCCGCAAGAAGAAGGCAGCCGCCACCAAGAAAGAAGGAGAGGAUGCUGACGGGGCAACACAGGAGACUAAGAAAAGCAACCAUCUUCUGAGAAAAAUCACGAAGCGUCAGGAGGGGCACAAACUUGAUCCUCAUAUUGAGGAGCAGUUCAGCUCAGGCAGAUUAAUGGCUUGCAUUUCAUCUCGACCUGGUCAAUGUGGACGAGCUGAUGGAUACAUACUUGAGGGUAAGGAGCUAGAAUUUUACAUGAAGAAGAUUCAGAGGAAGAAGGGCAAAGGUGGAGCUGGUGCUGCUUGAGCAACUUCAUAGUUUUGAAUUUUGCUCCCCUCCCAAGCUUUUUGUUCCUCAGUAGCUAAAUGCUAUGUUCACAAUGGCAAUUUUAAUAUUUUUGUUUUGUCCUUCUGAUGAUAAACGUUGAGGACUUGUGGCAGAUUAGAUUGGUUUCUUUCUGUGAACAGUUUCCUGCACGAUUGGUUAAAAGUUGGAUAUGUUUCUACUCA